Molecule: messenger RNA, 3643 nt
Organism: Cottoperca gobio
Lineage: Eukaryota; Metazoa; Chordata; Actinopteri; Perciformes; Bovichtidae
Gene: grm8a
Product: glutamate receptor, metabotropic 8a
Exons: 14
Coding region: 65-2848 (927 amino acids)
Biological process (GO): G protein-coupled receptor signaling pathway
Cellular component (GO): membrane
Molecular function (GO): G protein-coupled receptor activity
Source: RefSeq, a predicted model, not a curated record
UACUCGAUCUGAAAGCCCACGUUUGAGAUCACCUUGGCUCCUGUUUGGUAAUCAUUUGUUGACCAUGGAACCACAGUGGAACCCGACCCCCUGUGUCAUCCUCCUGCUCAUGGCUACUUCCUACUCUUGGCUCCUUCCUGUCACCCCCACUCAGCGAAUCCCAAUAGACCCCCAGGCGGCACCUGAGUACGCCCACUCCAUCCGACUGGACGGGGACAUCAUCCUCGGCGGAUUAUUUCCCGUGCACUCGAGGGGGGACCGUGGCACACCCUGCGGGGAGCUGAAAAAGGAGAAGGGGAUCCAUCGUUUGGAGGCCAUGAUGUUCGCCAUAGACCUGAUCAACAAGGACCCCGAUCUGCUGCCCAACAUCACGCUGGGGGCCCGGAUCUUGGAUACCUGCUCCAGGGACACCUAUGCUCUGGAGCAGUCCCUGACUUUUGUGCAGGCCUUGAUAGAGAGGGACGGCUCUGACGUCCGCUGCGCUAACGGAGACCCUCCAAUCUUCACCAAGCCGGAUAAAAUCGUAGGGGUGAUAGGAGCUGCAGCCAGCUCCGUGUCCAUCAUGGUGGCCAACAUCUUGCGCCUGUUUAAGAUCCCCCAGGUCAGCUACGCCUCCACGGCCCCAGAACUGAGCGACAACACGCGCUACGACUUCUUCUCCCGCGUGGUACCGCCGGACUCCUACCAGGCCCAGGCCAUGAUGGACAUCGUCACGGCGAUGGAGUGGAACUACGUGUCCACGCUAGCAUCAGAGGGCAACUACGGAGAGAGCGGCGUGGAGGCCUUCAUCCAGAUCUCCAGAGAGACAGGUGGUGUGUGCAUCGCCCAGUCCUUGAAGAUCCCCAGGGAGCCCAAGCCAGGGGAGUUUGACAAGAUCAUCAGACGCCUGCUGGAGACCUCCAAUGCCAGGGCCGUCAUCAUGUUCGCUAAUGAGGACGACAUACGACGAGUUCUGGACGCAGCUAAAAGGAACAACCAGACGGGUCACUUCCUGUGGGUGGGUUCAGACAGCUGGGGGUCCAAAAUCUCACCUGUGGUUCACCAGGAGAAAGUGGCCGAGGGAGCCAUCACUAUUCUUCCCAAACGAGCAUCUGUGGAUGCGUUUGACCGGUAUUUCCGUAGCCGCUCGCUGUCCAACAACAGAAGAAAUGUUUGGUUCGCUGAAUUCUGGGAGGAAAACUUCAACUGUAAGCUGGGGAUGCACGGUAAACGGCCUGGAAGCCUGAAGAAAUGCACAGGUUUAGAAAAGGUUGGUCGUGAUUCCACUUACGAACAAGAGGGCAAGGUUCAGUUUGUGAUGGAUGCGGUGUACGCCAUGGCUCACGCUCUGCACCGCAUGCACCGGGAGCUCUGCUACGGAUACCCGGGCCUCUGCCCUCGCAUGGCCAACAUCGACGGCAAAGAGCUGCUCAGCUAUAUUCGUGCUGUCAACUUCAACGGAAGUGCCGGUACACCGGUGGUUUUCAAUGAGAACGGAGACGCUCCAGGAAGAUACGACAUAUUCCAGUACCAGCCCACCAACAGGUCCACUGCAGAGUACAGAGUCAUCGGCUCCUGGACCAAUAAACUUCAUCUCAAAGUGGAGGCCAUGCGUUGGAAGAAAGGUGACACAUCUCUCCCACCCUCUGUAUGCAGCACCCCAUGCCGUACGGGCGAAAGGAAGAAAGUGGUCAAAGGUGUGCCGUGUUGCUGGCACUGCGAGCGCUGCGAGGGCUACCACUAUCAGGCAUCAGAGUUCACCUGUGAGCUUUGUCCAUAUGAGAUGCGACCUGACGUCAACCGCACCGGCUGUGUUCCCAUCCCGAUCAUCAAGCUGGAGUGGCACUCCCCCUGGGCCAUCUUCCCCGUCUUCAUCUCCAUGCUGGGGAUCAUCGCCACCUCUUUCGUCAUCGUCACGUUCGUCCGGCACAACGACACACCGAUCGUGCGAGCGUCGGGCCGGGAGAUGAGCUACGUGCUGCUCACGGGGAUCUUCCUGUGCUACGCCAUAACGUUCCUGAUGAUCGCGACCCCCGACGUGGGGGUGUGUUCAUUCAGGAGGAUUUUCUUGGGCUUGGGGAUGUGUUUCAGCUACGCAGCGCUGCUCACCAAGACCAACAGGAUACAUCGCAUCUUUGAACAAGGGAAGAAGUCUGUAACGGCACCCAGGUUGAUCUCUCCCGCCUCGCAGCUGGCCAUCACCUUCUCACUCAUCUCAGUUCAGCUGCUGGGCGUCUUCGUCUGGUUCGCGGUGGAUCCUCCGCACACGGUCGUGGACUACGGUGAGCAGCGGACCCAGGAUCCCUUGUCGGCGCGCGGCGUCCUCAAGUGUGACAUCUCGGACCUGUCCCUCAUCUGCUCCCUGGGUUACUCCAUCCUGCUGAUGGUGACGUGCACAGUCUACGCCAUCAAGACGCGAGGUGUUCCCGAAACCUUCAACGAGGCAAAGCCCAUCGGAUUUACCAUGUACACCACCUGCAUCAUCUGGCUGGCGUUCAUACCCAUCUUCUUUGGCACGUCACAGUCCGCAGAGAGGAGCGUCCUGGACGGGCAGUUACUGUUUAACCAGGUUCAUUCAUCCUCUUCCGUCACCCAAGGCUUUAUCAUGUAUAUCCAAACUACAACCCUGACCAUCUCUCUCAGCCUGUCUGCCUCUGUGUCUCUGGGGAUGCUCUACAUGCCCAAGGUCUACAUCAUCCUCUUCCACCCCGAGCAGAACGUACCCAAACGAAAACCCAGCUUCAAGGCAAUUGUGACAGCUGCCACCAUGUCGGGGAAACUCAGCCAGAAGGGAGGAUACCGGCCCAACGGAGAGGUGAAGACUGAGCUAUGUGAGAGCAUGGAGACCAACAGUGACUUCAUCAACUAAGACGACAUAUGUCAGCUACAGCAAUCAUGCCAUUUAAUGGGACCACAGAGGAUGACGAAAAGGGAACUGACAGAAGAGGGGGCGUGUCCUGGGGCAGUGCCAAGCGAAAGAAGGAGCGGUCGUUCUUGGCCGAUUGGACGGAGAGCUGGCGGACGGACUGAGCGCCCAAUGGAAUCCAAGCAUGAGACAUUUUGUAUUGUUCCGCAUCACACCACAGAGAGGUGGGACCACAUAAACAGCCAGUCAGUGUGCCUGCUUUCCCGCUGCUCACAGCUCAUUGGUCCUACCAUGAACUUACCUGUUUUAAAAAGAAGAAAAAAAAGAGACAUCAUGAAAAAAGUGACAUUACCAUAGGACACUGUGGUGGACAGAGUAACUAUUAAAACCUACACACAAAAAAAUCAUAAAAAUGAAAAGAAAAAGAAAAAAACUCAGACCAUGUAGACAUUAUAUCUAAAAGGGCAAAAUGUGGGGCUGGGACAGAGAUUUAACAGAUUCCAUUUUAAAAGAUAUUUAAAAAGAGAAAUGUAAGAGAACAUUUACGAGAUUCAAACAUGUUUGUUGUUAUUCUCUACUUGUAAGUAUUUUUGUGGUUGUGACGAUUUUUUCAUUCUUGUCUCACCGUUGUCCGAUGGAUCGCCCUUGCAUAAUGAGAUGAGUGUGUUUCCUCCUGCUGUCUUGGCUAACCGGGUUGUAGCCUUGGGUUGUGAACCUGUAAAAUGCCAUGGUUGAAGCAUGCCAGUUUUUUUAUACAAAAAGGAGAUUUAUUUAUAAUAAAGGAAUGUUUUGCAAAUG